Molecule: messenger RNA, 3134 nt
Organism: Candoia aspera
Lineage: Eukaryota; Metazoa; Chordata; Lepidosauria; Squamata; Candoiidae
Gene: GPNMB
Product: glycoprotein nmb
Exons: 11
Coding region: 91-1794 (567 amino acids)
Biological process (GO): cell adhesion
Cellular component (GO): plasma membrane
Molecular function (GO): integrin binding
Source: RefSeq, a predicted model, not a curated record
CAAUAUCCCCAGUCUUGCUUUGAAGAGAUCAGAGGAACACCAAGUCAAGUUGUGCAAAUUCUGUAGUUUGGGUGUCUGUAUCUAUUCAGCAUGACGUUGGCUUACCUCUUCUCUCUCCUUGGAUACCUGCUCAUUGGUGAACAUGUUCUGCCUGCUACAGCCUCCAAACAAUUUCGAGAUGUGAUGACUCAUGGAACAGCAACUUCUCGUAACGAGUACCACCACAGGCUAAAUCACUGGUAUUCUGAUCAUAAUAACUGGAAUGAUAAGCUUUACCCCUUCUGGGGAAAAAGAGACCCCAGAUGGAAAAACUGCUGGAAAGGUGGAAAAGUAGUAGCCAGUUUGACCAGUGAUAGCCCAGCUUUAGUAGGAUCCAAUGUGACAUUUACUGCAAUGCUAAAAUUUCCCAGAUGUCAGAGGGAAGAUAAUGACAGCAAUAUAAUAUAUGAUCGAAAAUGCCUAAAUGAUUCUUCAGUUCUUUCUGGUGAAUAUGUCUAUAAUUGGACCCAAUGGAUUGAUGACUGUAGCGGGCUAAACUGCAUAAAUAACAACAGCUACAACGUUUUCCCAGACGGAAGACCUUUCCCUCACCAGCAUGGUUGGAAGAGAAGAAAUUUCAUCUACAUAUUUCACACACUUGGUCAGUAUUAUCAAAAGAAAGGAGGCUCAUCAGUUAUUGUGUCGAUCAACACAACAAAUAUCACUGUUGGUAAACAAAUAAUGGAGUUGGCAGUUUACAGAAGAGGUUAUCGCUCAUAUGUACCUGUAACCACAACAAAUGUUAUUUAUGUUGUAACAGAUCAAAUCCCCCUCUAUGUGAAUAUAUCCCAGAAGAACAACCGCAAUGUUUCAGACUUUAUCUUCAUCAAGGAUAUCCCCAUUAUGUUUGAUGUUCGGAUUCAUGAUCCCAGCCACUACCUGAAUCAUUCUGUUAUUUCCUACCGCUGGAAUUUUGGAGAUGGCAGUGGUUCAUUUGUUUCCAACAGUUCUGUUUCAACACAUACAUACACACUUCUGGGAAAUUUCAGUGCUGACUUGUCUGUUCAAGCUAUUAUACCUGCACCUUGUGGGCCAGUGACAGUUUCUCCUUUAUCUACAUUUCCAGUGACUACCCAGUUGCCUUCUAAUGCAACUCCCACCUCUCCUAGUUUAACUGAGUUGCCUACAGGACAGCCUCCUGCUGAAAGGUGCAAUAUCACUCGAUAUGGAACUUACAAAGCAUCACUCACCAUUGUAGAGGGGAUCCUUGAGGUAAACAUUAUCCAAAUGACAAGUGUCCAGAUGACAGCUACUCAAGUUGGAAACUCCAUGGUUGAUUUUGUAGUAACCUGUCAAGGGAGUCUACCUACAGAUGCCUGCACAUUAAUUGCUGAUCCCACAUGUACGAUUUUACAGAGUGAGUCAUGUCACCCUGUUGAUGUUGCUGAUGUGUGUUUCUUGAUCAUAAGAAGAGCCUUCAAUGAAUCUGGAACCUAUUGUGUCAACAUCACACUGGCUGAUGCAACAAGUCUAGCACUCACAAGUACUCUGAUCUCCAUCAAUGGAGCUGAAGCAUCCUUUCCAAGGACAGCAGAAGGAUUUCUGGUUACCUGUGGUGUCUUGGUGGUGUUUGCUGUUUUCUUAACCUUUUUCCUUUACAAGAGAUAUAAAGAAUAUAAACCUAUUGAAAGAAAAACAGGUCAAGAGAAAUCCGGUGAAGGACUGAGUGUUUACUUCAAUAAUGUCAAGGCCAUUCUCUUCCCAGGAGGCAAUGAGAGAGACCCUCUGCUGAAAAGCAAGCUGGGAAUUGUCUAAUUCUUCAGGCUAAUGUUUUAAAGUUGCAUAUAUUUCAAAUUUUACACUGAACUGCAAUUCACUGUAGGGAUGCAGUGAAAAAGGGAGGGGGGAUGGUAUACUUGCAUUACAUAUAGAAUAAAAGCUCUUGUUCAAUUAACUUGGAAGUAUAAAAUAGCAUCACACAGAAAAAACAUAUUUUACUUGCUUAUCUUGGAUAUGCUAUAGUGUAUCAGUUAAUAAACUAUUUAUACUGGGUAUUAUAUUCAGUAUCUUAGAUUAUUGCAGAGAUUUGUCCAGGCAGUCACCAGGAGUCAAUACUGACCCAUAGGCAAAAUAAACAAACAAACAAACAAAACGAUAAAUAAAUAAAUAGAAUUAUUUACUCUUGAGGUUCAAUAAAUGUCUGCCUGGUUGAGCACUUUUUACUAAGGGAUUUAAGCUUGCAUUGAAUUCUACUGAAUUUAGAAGAAAUUACUUCUGUGCAAGCAUGCCAGGAUCAUGCUUCAAACCAGAGUUCCUUCAUCUUGUAUACUCACUCAGUUUCAAAGUAACUAGUUUAAAAAUUAGGUAUGAAAGCUAUUAGGAUAAGCAUUAUUUGCUGGAGACUCUGGAUAUCAUUUACUGCAACAGCUUCAAAUGUUUAGCUAAUAGUUUAAUCACUGCUUGGAGAACAAUUUAAAAAUGCAUUAUUUUUUUGCUCUAAUUUCUUUGCUUAUUUAAUUCACUCUAGUUGAAGUGCAUUAGAAGGGAAUUUCCUGUGUACUAAGAGGAGGAGAAGGUGGCAAUGUCUAGCAAAAUAGCCUUGUCUCUACUUCCUAAACAUGUAUCUUUUUAGAACUGUUUUGAAAGAUCAGGUGGGCUCAGACAUUAUUUCACAGUUGUUGGAGACAAGCCUUUAAGAUGGAACUUGCAAAUUUAUUUUCAUCCUGAUUUUGACUUACACAUUUUCUCUCCCUUCUCACUUGGCCCGACAGGGACAAGAUGAGGUUUGUUUUCUCUAUUAAAGCAGGACAUCAGAGUACUUCAGUCUCCAAAAUUCAUAAUGAGUUUGCAAAGCCAGGUCAAGCACACAUGGACUAGUUCAGUAAUACUCCAUGGGCAAGAACCGAAGAACAAAGAAAACAGUGUGUACUUAUUAUCAAGCAACAAGGAACAACAGAUGUGUAAAAACAUGACUGGUUACAAAGCCAAUUUGCUUGCUAAAUAUUUACUGCUACAGGUUAAACCCUUACUAUGCUCAGGAGCUCCAUGCUAAAACAUGUAUUAAUAUUCAAAUAGCUUAAAUUCUUCCACACUACCUACCUGCAGCAAUGUAAGACCCCCAACCCUUUCCCCAGCAGAAUACAGUGUUAUCUUAA